Messenger RNA from Mugil cephalus (flathead mullet), 3430 nucleotides. It is a transcript of the gene clpb, whose product is annotated as caseinolytic mitochondrial matrix peptidase chaperone subunit B. The record is from RefSeq and is a predicted model, not a curated record. The coding region runs from base 215 to 2251 and encodes 678 amino acids. Lineage: Eukaryota; Metazoa; Chordata; Actinopteri; Mugiliformes; Mugilidae. Gene Ontology annotation, biological process: cellular response to heat. Gene Ontology annotation, molecular function: ATP hydrolysis activity; protein binding; ATP binding. The transcript has 16 exons. Gene Ontology annotation, cellular component: mitochondrion; cytoplasm.
UGCCCUGCAGUUCUAGUGACAUCCAUGCUUCGAUGAGGUGAAACGGUUGUUGUCGUCCUGAUGUUUGUAACUAGCUGCCUGAAAGCUGAUGCACAGCUGCCGUUAUAUCUGAAUUAUACCGGUGUCACUGGGUCACAGACUGACCGUUGACAUCUGCAAUCACUGCCAGACAGAGGGUUUCUUUCCCGGCUUCGUUUUCGGUGAAUUUAUCGCUAUGUUAUCAUCCGUUCCCACCAGGCUAAUAGCGCGAAGGUCGCGAAGCCUGUCACCAUGUAGCCGAGUACUCAAGACCAGCGCUAACGCCGCCGUCUGCCAGGGCAUCCGCGAGACACCGGCGGAGACCAAUCGGAACCCUAUCGUGUCCACUUCCCGGACCUCCAGGAGAGGAAUUCUGGCUGAGGAAACCGCGGGUACCAGUGUAACCCCGUUGGUACAGUACCACCACCUCGCCCCUAGAUGGCUCUCUAACCUGGAGAACCGUCGCAGCUCCUGGGCGGCUCUGGCCAGCAGAGGGCGCAAUACCAACCAGUACUGGGAAGAGAGCAGUCACAGUGGCGGAGGUGAAAGCCGGGGAACCGGUGGAGGAGGCCAGGGGGCAGGAGUGACCUGUACCGGUGUGUUGUCAGCUGCAGCAGUAGCCUUCUGCCUGAAGAAAGACUCCGAUAACAAAGGCGAUGCUCUUCUCGAGGCAGCAAGGACCAAUAACUCUCAAGAUGUGGCCAGGCUAGUCCAAGAAGGGGUGGACCCAAAUCACCGCCACCGUCUUGGUUGGACCGCUCUCAUGGUGGCUGCCAUGAACCGACAACACAGCGUGGUGAAGGUUUUGCUUGACGCCGGUGCCGACCCAAACGCAGGAGAUCACUUUAACAACGUUUACGACACCUCACGGGAGAAAGGCAUCCAUUCACUGGAAGUGCUAGUGUCCAGAGAGGAUGAAUUCAGCAGCAGGCUCAGCAGCAGGGCCGGCUUCCGUGGUUGCACAGCACUUCACUAUGCCACACUGGCUGACGACCCGCACACUGUCCGCAUGCUGCUGGAGGCUGGUGCCAAUCCCCUGCAGACAAACAGUUUGGGACAUACAGCUCGGGCCUAUGCUAAGGAGGGAGAAGUGAGCACGGCGCUACAGGAGUGGGAAGGCAAGUUCCAGGAGGCACAGGCUCGGCGAGAAGCAGAGGAAAGGAGGCGGUUCCCCCUGGAGAGGAGGUUGAAGGAGCACAUCAUUGGACAGGAGGGGGCCAUCAACACUGUAGCUUCAGCCAUCAGGAGGAAGGAGAAUGGUUGGUACGAUGAAGAGCAUCCCCUCGUAUUCCUCUUCCUUGGCUCAUCAGGAAUCGGGAAGACAGAACUGGCCAAACAGGUGGCUCGCUACAUGCACAAGGACGUUAAAAAGGGAUUCAUUCGAAUGGACAUGUCUGAGUUCCAGGAAAAACAUGAGGUGGCUAAGUUCAUUGGCUCCCCACCAGGAUACGUCGGACAUGAGGAAGGUGGUCAGCUGACCAAGCUGCUGAGGGCGUGUCCCAACGCCGUUGUCCUCUUUGACGAAGUGGAUAAGGCUCAUCCAGAUGUUCUCACCAUUAUGCUGCAGCUCUUUGAUGAGGGUCGUCUUACAGAUGGCAAAGGAAAGACCAUUGAAUGUAAAGAUGCCAUCUUCAUCAUGACUUCUAACGUUGCAAGUGAUGAAAUUGCCCAGCAUGCAUUGCAGCUCCGCCAGGAAGCUGAGGAGGUCAGCCGCAGAAAGCUAGCUGACAAACUUGAGGAUGUACAGAAAGGUGAUGACAUCAAAAUCUCCCGACAGUUUAAAGAAUCAGUGAUUCGACCCAUCCUGAAGGCUCAUUUCCGGAGGGACGAGUUUCUCGGUCGGAUCAAUGAAAUUGUAUACUUCCUGCCGUUCUGUCAUUCAGAGCUGCUACAGCUGGUCAGCAAAGAGCUCAACUUCUGGGCCAAAAAGGCCAAGCAGCGCCAUGACAUCACUCUGCAGUGGGACCGCCCGGUCCUGGACCUGUUGGCGGGCGGGUAUAACAUGCAUUACGGAGCACGCUCCAUCAAACAUGAGGUCGAGCGGCGGGUUGUCAACCAGUUGGCUGCAGCAUACGAGCAGGAGCUGCUUCCUAAAGGCUGCACCCUGCGUCUGUCCGUCCAAUCAGAGGACCAGGAGCAGCGCAGCACACCUAGCCUGCGCCUUGAGGUGGUAGGAGAGGACAGUUCAUCGAGAACACUGGACAUCCGUCCACCACUCAGCCCUGAACACUAACAGCAAACACAGAGUAAAUAUGCACAGAGGUACUCUUAUCACACACCAUAUCACCAUCAUCAUCAUCCAGCGUUGAGAAGACGGAAGGUUCUCCAUUGAUGUUCCCAAUAAAAGUACCUCUAAUAACCACAACAUCACUGCCUCUCUCAUUCAGUACACACAUGCAGUAACUACCAUCAAUAUUUCCACAGUGUGCAGUCAAUAAAAUCAACCUCAAUGUAGCAGUUUUGUGAACUACAAUCUACACUGACAUGUAGAUUUGUGCUACAGUGACCAUCAUGACCAUCAAGCAUCUCAUCAUCAGUGGUAUGAAUCCACUGUAUAAGCUUGCAAACAAUGUGUUGCUGCAUUGUGUUUGUUGCAUAUCAGUUACGAUGUUGCGUAGAGAUAACUUAAUGUGCAUCAUCCUCAUCAAGUAGAAAAAGCCAAAAUAUUUAAUAUUUAUUGAAGGUAUUGCAUUCAUGUUAACAGCCAAGAAAAGUGGUAUUAUUUAUUAAGAGUUAACAGUAGGAAGAGUUGCCUUUUUGCAUUGAUUGGCAGAGGUGAGAAAAACAAAUAAAGAAAAACUAAAGUGAGGAUUUUAGUAAGUAGUCUAAUAAGUUUUAAAAACUAGAAAGUGUCUUUAUUUCUUACAUCUUUAAAUAUAUAGCUUAGCAUUUGUCCUUUAUGCUGUGAAGAAACCAGAAGUAUUAAUAGCCAUACAUUCAGGAUAGAUACUUACGUAGCCUUAAUGAUAGAUACACUGAUGAGCCACAGCAUUAAAACCACUGACAGGAGAAGUAAGUAAUAUUGACUAUCUUGUGACAAUGUUCUGCUGGGAAACUUUUGGACUCACCUAGACCAGACCAGACACCCCCACCCCAUAGCAAUGACACUCCAGCAGCCUGACACAGACACACACACUUUAAGAACAACUCAAAAGACAUGAAAAACAGCACAAGGUGUUGACCUGGCCUCCAAAUUCACUAGAUCCCAAACUGAUCAAGUAUGUUAAUAAGAUGAGGUCUCUGUCACGACGGUGUGCUGUACAGUGUCUGACAUUACACAACAGAAAGAAUGUUACAUCAUAAAUGUUUUCACUGCAUGUUGACAAGACACCAAAUGUAAUUGAUCAACAUUUCUCACUGUUGUAUUCCAGCUUUGACUUGGUCAAUAAAGUCAUCACAACAAAAAAGGGAA